GGACACAUAAAUACCUGGACGUCCCGAUCCUGCUCUCACUUUCAGACCGUCUGCAGGUGGAAGACAGGAGAGAGGCUGAGAGACGCUAACAUGGUCCCACUGAGGCUGGUCGCCUUCGGCUUGCUAGCUGCUGCUUGGUAUUUCACUCGUGCUGCUGAGGGAGAAGUCAUCUACGCCUGUCUCAAUGAAACCGCAGAGAUGUCAUGUGAUGUUGGCGCUAAGAUAAAGCUGGAUCACAUCCUGUAUAAGGUGGGGGUGGGGACCAGGUGCGGCGAGGGAAAAGCCCAACCAGACGACGGCCCGGACACCUACUGCUCCUUCGCCUGGUCGGAGAUGGUGGUGGAGGAUCUAUGUGCUAACAAGAGGUCCUGUAAGGUCCCCGUCACUGAGCUGGUGUUUAGUAAAUAUGAGUGUGUGGAGGACACCAGGUACCUGGAGGUGUCCUACACCUGCGCCACACCACCACCUCCUCCACCUCCACCACCACCUCCAACCAAAGCUGACUGUGAAGAAAAAUCUACAGAUGAAGCCUGAUGCUUGCCAGAUGCCGUGAACAGAACAUUAUGAAGACACCUAGUCUCCAUUUCUAACAUCAGACUAAUAAGUGGACACAGAAAAAUGUUUGUCAUGUUACAUCAGUUUGUUCAAGUCAUGUAUCUAAAUGCUUACACACAUAUGAGCGUAUUUACUCAACAAGGAUUUUAAUUGAAUGAAAUCAAUGUAUUCCUCCUAUGUGAUGAAAUAAAGUGUUUUCUUGUGUCUUUAACACUGCAUCUUCAGUUGGCAAAACCUCACCUUUAUGUGCAGUAGAUAACUAGAGAAUGCAAUUCCUGAAGAAAAUGCGGUGUGAAAUUAUUCCCAACCCGUAAUUUUUCAGUACAAAUAAUAAUAUUGAAUAAAGUAAGUACCAAAAUCCAAUAUAAAUAGGUGUGUCUGCUGUGUACAGACAAGUAUUGAUUUCUGAGUAUGAAGUUAUUUGGUCACAUGACAGAGAAGCUAUUGAAAAAAACCCCUGAAUUUUCAAUAAAAACAUAAAAA
Messenger RNA from Gymnodraco acuticeps, 1038 nucleotides. Its product is annotated as L-rhamnose-binding lectin SML-like. The record is from RefSeq and is a predicted model, not a curated record. The transcript is spliced from 6 exons. Lineage: Eukaryota; Metazoa; Chordata; Actinopteri; Perciformes; Bathydraconidae. The coding region runs from base 91 to 534 and encodes 147 amino acids. Gene Ontology annotation, molecular function: carbohydrate binding.